CGGUGAAAUGGGAUGUAUGCCAUGGUAUUAUGGUUUAGUAGGAUAAAUUCAUUAUACCAGUGCGUUUAUUUUUCUAUAAUGGAUUUGAACAUUUCAUUUCAUGACCAAAAAUGCGACGCUGCCACAGUUCCUCAAUUCCACGACAUUAAUAUUAUUGUGGUAUUUGUGUCGUCAUGGUAGUGGGACGGAGCGGAAGCGAACGCACUACGUUGGCGUCGCUCAAUUACCGGGAAUCGGAGGCGGCGUCGUCGCAGUGGUAUUCAAAGAAAUAAUAAAUAAUUAUCGUUCCCGUGUUGGUACACUGUUUAAAAAAAACCUUGAACUAUGCAAGCUCGGCGCGACAGUAGCCUCUAUCGAGGUACUAGCGGAGUCGCCGCUUAAUGUGUGUUACGGGCGACGUGCCGGCACCAUUAGAUUCUACCACACCACAAGCGCAUGUGCGUUGGCUGGGAAGUGAGUAAGUACUAAGUUCCGUCUUUGUUCGGCCGAUUUCACUUAGCUCACGCACGCGCAAAGUGUUCGCGUCACACACACACCUGCACGCCAACUCGGUAGCACGUAUAACAUUCACGUAAGCUAGCACACCGACGCACGCACCAAAAGCAAACUCACGCACACGCAAACGGGCGCCUGGUAUUAUGUUGGCGAGCUCCGCGACCCGCUGCCCGACCACCGAUACACCACCACAUCAAUGAUCUGGUAGACACCGUUCGUAUUCAUUCGACAUUCGUCCGUCGACAUUGCCGCCCGUACCUCGUUGUCCGAGACGUUCCCACCGUUCUACGAUUCCCGUUGUUCCUGAAUUGGCCACUGACAGCACUGCGUGACCUGUUCGGCGUAGUUCGUUGAAUAACAUUAUUAACAUAAUAUUAUAAAUUAAUAUUUAUACAGUUGUCGCCGUUGCUGGUUUGUUUUUUACUUUUUUCAAGUGCCAUUACCAAGGUGUUAUAUUAUUUUUGUCGAAUAACGUAAUUUAUCGUAUUUGCCCUUCCCACGACUCGAUGAACACUUCAAAAAUGGCUUCUGCGAUCAGCGCUCCAGCAAACGAAGUUUGUUCCCAAAUAUAGUUUCCGAUGUUGAUGCAACUAACCAAAUAUCUCGAUUUUUCAAUGAAGACUAAGGGAUAAAUGUAAAAAAUGAACACGUUGAUCCUGAAAUAAAUGCUAUGGCUCUCAAAAUGAAAGAAAAUUAUCAAAAAAAUGCAAAAAAGCAACAGUCCGCUUCUCCGGAAAAUGUUUAUAUAAACAGAGCCGGUAAAGCAGUAAUAUUGACUAAUGCACAAAUUACAACGAAUAACACACAAAAAAAUCAAGACAAAUUAUCCAAAGAUUGUGAAGAUGUAGAAAGUAUAAAAGGUAGAUUUUCGUGGAAAUUAAUUGCUGGAUACCAUGUACCCUAUAUCGUUAGAGUAAUUAAUGGUGAACAGUUAAAAUUUGUAUCUGUACGUAUGGCUGAAACUCAGCUACUCAGCAACUAUUUACAUUAUUUACAUGAAGAUAUUUAUACAUGCACAUCAGUAAGAGGUUAUUUUAUUACUGAAUCAGAAGCUAAAUUAUUGAAUAAUAUCAACAAAAAACAUGCCGACCAUAUAUACGGGAAAAAAGUAUUUUUUGCAGGAAAAGAUUAUGUUGUGCGAUUAGAAGACGUUAAUGAAUUUUAUGCGUUCGUAGAAGUAUGUUAUAAAAAAUUACAGUGCAAUAUUACUACAGGCCGCAGAGGGAAAUGUGGUUUUAUUCGUAUUAACUCUGAAUUUGUUGUGCCAUAUUGUAUCAAAGAUAACCAAAAAUAUGUCCCACUCUUCUACUUUAAAGGUGAAACAGAUAACCUAAGACAUCGAGCUGUACAAUUAAAAAAUUGGAACUUGGCAUAUCUCAAGUUUUGUUGCAAAGUUCAGCUUAUCAGAAAUGUGUUGUUUGCCAGUGAUUCUUGUACAGUGGCCAGUCUUGAUGAUAUCAAAAAUUAUUAUCCACCGGAAACUAAUUUUGAGGAAUAUUGGCCAGCUAAGUUGGUUGAUACACAACUGCUAAUUAAUCCGAAGUCUACCCAUGUAAAUCCACCUGGUUCCUGGAUCAGAGCACCCCCUGAAGUAGGACCUGCUGAAAACACUAUUGCUCACACUUCAACAGCACCAGCAUCAUUACCACCGAGUAUGCCAGUUAUGAUGAACACAUAUCAAAACGAAUGGCCAGCAAACCAAAUGGGUUCAACGAUGUCUCUAGGCAUUAGUUUGGUAAACAGCGUGGAUCAAGUUGUACCACCACCGCCUUUAGUCCGUGCAGGCAGUACCGCACCAGUAAUGGGUAAUACUGUCUCAUACUCCAACGUUGUACUUAUUAGCCAAUGUAUAACAACUAUGUACAAUCCAAUGACAAAUGGCAAUGUUAUGUCACAUUCAAGUCAAAUGAGACAAGUCUACACUCAACGUCCUAACAAAAGUCAAGCCCAACAACAACAGUUGCUGCAACAACAGCAGAUACAACAGCAACAACAAAUUAUUACCACUCCUCAAACUCGGAAGCCAUAUAGUGGCCAAUCUGUGCAUGGUCGUUUAACCAACACACAACAGCGCAACGCAUUGAGGAAUGCUCGGCCUGUUGUAACUGCUCCGCCCUUAGAAAUCAUUGACUUAUCGUCCCCACCAUCCAGCCCUGUUCCUCCAGCUGCACAGGAGAAUCCUCUUCGUCCUAAUAUUGCAUGGGAAUUGACUAGAAUACCGGAACGUAUGUGGGCGCAUGACACAUUUAAUAAUGAUGCAUAUAAGAUCCAAAGGGCAACACUUCAAAAGAGAAUUAUCCACUGCAUAAACGCUAAACCAUACAUAUAUUCGGAUAUGAUGGUGACAUUAGACGAUUUAGUCCAGAAUGUAUUGCCUUUGUGUACAGUCGCGAGAUGCGCUUACAUCUUAAACAAAUACUUGAAAACGACACUAUUCAUUGGAAAUUCCAAGCAGUUGGCUGUGUUGCGGGAAAAUGGACGCAUCAGGUCGAUGUACCCGGAUGAAACACCCAUGGUCAAGCUACAAGAUGUCACGCAUGUUUUGCCGCAAUUAAAGGCAUUGGUGUUAAAGAAUGAUGAACAAAUACAACAAUAUCAAGCUGCUGCAGCUGCUGCGGGUGGCCCGGCCAAAAGACCACGCACCAGCUAGAAAGGGCCGUGCACGGUUGAAGCCGACCCGACUGGUAAAAGCUGCUGGCGGGCAGUAGCAGCAAUAGCAGUGGUGCAACUUCCACCCCCGCCGUCAUCACCGGUUGGAACUCACCGAUCGUGGCUGACAGCAACGGUUGGUUUAACGCCGGUGCUGGUCUGUCCCGAUCGCCGGACCCGCAUCAUACACCGCACCCGCUGAUGUAAAUAAUAGCUACCAGAGCCGAAGCAACUAACCUCCACCCCUGCCUUACAUGUAAGAACUACUACCACAACUGAGCAUAGGCAUCUGUGUGUCUAUGGAAUGUGCACUACAUCGUUGUUCCCCAUCAUUUCUUAUCGCUUUUUGUUCUCGUUAUUCGCGUUUUCCCACGUUAUUGUCGGUAAAAUAUUUCAGCGCAUUAUUAUUAUUUAUUAUUAACUGAAUUCCUGGCAAAUUAAGAUUUUUGUUUUGACUAGAUCGACGACAAGAUACUAAUUCUGAAUACUUACUAUAUUAUGCUUGGGUGCCUUGUUCCUAUAAAUAAUAUGUGUACAUAGUUUUUAGCGAUAAUAAACCUCAUAAAAAAUUACGCAUAGAAUAACAGUUAUUCUAUGCGUCAUUUUUUAAGUAAUUUACUUACGUAUUGUGAUUUGUGAUGAUUAUUAAUAAAUAUCUUGCGAUGUUGAUAUCUUGACAGUUCAGUGAGUAAUUUCAUUUUUAAGGGUUUUCGGUGGUUUAUUAAUUAUGAGGGCGCUAUGAUGUUAUGUUUCAAUAAUAUUACGUGCCUAAUAUUAUAAAUUACGUCGAUGAAUGGAUUCUGUUACAAAUUCCUGAAAAUCGAUAAGUACGAAUAACAGGACUUUCAAACAUUAUAAUAACGUUAUGAUUAUAACGUUAUAUUUGACAAAAAACGAUUGAAAUUUGUAAACGUUAUUGUAACGGAAUGCGAUAAUCAGAAAUAAUUAAAUGCCGCAAAACAAAGCAUAACAAUUAACGAAAUAUAUUACAAUACAUCAUUGAACAAAACAUAAUGCAAAAUGUAAUUUAUAGAAUAUCAUUAAACGAAAAAUAACCCAAAAUUUAGUUUAUAGAAUACCAUCCCAUUGUGCAAUGGAAAUUACAUAACAUCGAUGCUCUGUUGAAAAACACAUCACCAAAUAAUAUAAGCACGAUAUUAUAAAACUACUAGCUGAUCCCGUGCACUUCGUUACCCGUUAAAUGUACAAACUGUUUAUGACUCAAACUUUGUUCAAUGCGUUAUUG
Messenger RNA from Acyrthosiphon pisum (pea aphid), 4390 nucleotides. RefSeq lists its product as uncharacterized. The coding region runs from base 1166 to 3145 and encodes 659 amino acids. The record is from RefSeq and is a predicted model, not a curated record. The transcript is spliced from 8 exons. Lineage: Eukaryota; Metazoa; Arthropoda; Insecta; Hemiptera; Aphididae.